Xenia sp. Carnegie-2017 is the source of this 1970-nucleotide messenger RNA. RefSeq lists its product as uncharacterized. The record is from RefSeq and is a predicted model, not a curated record. Lineage: Eukaryota; Metazoa; Cnidaria; Anthozoa; Malacalcyonacea; Xeniidae. The transcript has 11 exons. Bases 147 to 1079 code for a protein of 310 amino acids.
AAUAUGGCGGUUCGAUGACGCACACUUAGUGAAAGACGUUUUGACUUUUAUCACUAUACGUUUACUACAUCCUUUGAACAUUUUCGUGUGACAGGAAAAAAAAGAAAGGAUUCUCAAGCCAAGUCGUUUUUUAGAAAAUUGCGAAAAUGGCAACGACAGAGCAAACAGUUGAAAAUAACAACACGCAAAUGCUUGACGUAGUCGGCCGAACGCAAAUUGUGACAGACCUGGACACAAUAAAACAAUUGGAAAAUACGGUCGAUUGUCAAAAAGAAUCCCAAGACAAAAUGGCAUUUGACUUGGAAUAUUUGCAGUCAGUACUUUCCUACGUGUCAAACGUCCGUGUUCUAAUAUCUUUGGAAGGUGAACAUGAAAAAAUUCAUGAGUAUUGUCGUUUGAUUGAAUCUAUUGCUGAAGUUUGUCAAGUUAAAGUCAGAGAGCUUAAAGAACGUUACGAUGAAUUCAGUUCAAAGACGUGCGAUGAGUUUUCCAAGAUGAAAAUUGAGGGGAGGAAAAUUAUGCAGGAAUCUUGUGUGUCAGAUCAUGGCGAAGAAUACCAAGAUCCCCCGCAAGAAGCAAUCAAGGCAAUGAAACCAGAAGAAAAUGAAGAUGAGUUGAAUGGUUCUUUGUACGACAGUGAUGUUGAGUCUCAAAAUAUGUUGGAGACCGAAAGAGAAAGACUUCCACUAGAACGCAGUAAACCUUGGUCCGAGCAUCAACCUCAAAAUAUGGUGCAGAGCGAAGGGAAAAGUCUUCCACAAGAAUCCGAUGAGCCAAACACAGACAAUCAAUUAUUCUGCCUCGAUCCAAAGAAAAUGAUUUUCUGUAAACGGUCAUGUGGUUUAGUUGCCCUGCAGGUGUUAGCCAAAUUCCGAAACUUCCCACCCUCGGUCAAUUAUAAAGAACUCAAAAAGAAGCAUGUGAACUUAAAUAAUAUAGAUUUUACGCCAAACAAGAAGACAUUGACACCUCAUCCCACAACUUACGUAGCAACAUACCGAGCAUCCCAAAAAAUCCUAUCGACCUUCUCUGAAGCAACAAAAGAACCAAAAAAAAAGAUCAGGAUAUUAUACAAAUAGAACCAAUAGAAAAGAAUGGGAAAAUGCCAAUUAGGCGCUCAUUAUGCCAAUCAAAAAAAAAACAGAUAAAAGCCUCACAGGCAUAAACCACCAAACGACCUGACAAGUUGAAAAGUUGUUACCCCAACAAAGAAAAAAUCCAGAAAACGUAGAUAACACACAGGUUGCAAAGCUUCUUGGGUCUUAAAUUAUGGACCAAUAUUAUCUCACUUUCUUCCGUUCGAUUUUAAUCUAUAGAAAUAGGUUUUUGAAAGAAAAAAUAAAAUCCUAUCUACUUACCAAGUGCAUAGCAUUAACCAGUGGCUAUUCAGUCGUCUUCUAACCGGCCUUCUGAGCAUUGCUGUACGAUCUGUGCUAACAGAGUAAACGUUACGACAUUUAACAGUGCGAAGAAAACAGUUUCAUCGAAUCAUUUGGUUGCCACAUCACGUGACCAUUUAUGCCUCUAGGUGUUGGAUAAAUCGAUAAAGCUAUAGCUAUAAAAUUUCUGAUAAAGUUGAAAAAACAAUCGCAAGAUAAAUUAUUAAUUUAUGUAUAAUAGCUAGUUCUUUAUAACAUAACAAUAACGCUACCAUUUUCAAAUUUUGUCUGAUAUUUUGAUAUGAGUGACGGAUCUAUGACACAUCAAUCAGAAUAAAUUAUUGUAGCUCUUUUGGGGUUUAAAAAAUACCUUAGAGGAAACUUUUUUGAUAAAAUUUUAUCAUUUAGAAAUUCAAUUAUUAGUUUUCUUCUGAAAUUAUUUCGUAUUAAAAAUUGAGCACCGAGCCAAUAAUUUAUUUUGACUAACACUGGAUCCGCCAUUGUAACAGAAUAUAUUUAAUCACAAAACUAGAUUCAAAAGAGUUGUACGUAAAGUUUUUAAUAUUAUUAAAUUUGGCAUUAAUGAGUGUA